Plutella xylostella (diamondback moth) is the source of this 1889-nucleotide messenger RNA. The record is from RefSeq and is a predicted model, not a curated record. Lineage: Eukaryota; Metazoa; Arthropoda; Insecta; Lepidoptera; Plutellidae.
CCCCCCCGCGCGCCGUCAAGCGGUAAAGACGUGUUUACUUGUGCUCCGUUGAUAAAAAUUUUUAAAGUUAUCUAAAACCCAAUACUCUGCUUAUUAUAACUACCACUAGCGGUGCAUUAAAGGAACAUUAUCGUUGUGUAUUACUUGUGACUACUACAGUGCGGGAUUCGUGAGUCUUUAUCCAAUUUUAAUGAUCUAUAAUUGUUGACUGUGAUAAAUAACCAACAUUAUCACACCUACCCCACGCACCACCUACUGCCCAGCGCCUGAUAAACUGAAAUCGCACUAUUGCGGAAAUUCUACACUUCGCAUUGAACUUGUACAGGCGCAAUUAAACAUGUCCACCCAAAAUGUAACUCAAAGAACACCGCCCAACAACCUUCUUCGAGCUAAUAACGCUCCAAUUAACGAAUCACGUAGUCUCGAGGAUAUUCGUAACACGAAAGGUAUGGAAACCACAACGGGAUUAUCACCCGAAACCCAAAAAAAACUUUCUCAAAGAGUAAAGAGACGCCGUGAAGUUGACAGUGACGCCAUAUAUGACGAACUGGCUGGCUUCAAGAGCGACAUUAAAGACAUGAUCAAAGAGUUAAUUUCUGCCCAAAACACCAGGAUGGACAACCUGGAACAACACAUGAUGGAACUGAAAAAACAAUUCUCUACAAUCAAAGACACCAAUAAGGACAUCCAUGUCUACAUGAUUGAAGAGAAGAUUGAAAACCUGGACAGAAAUAUUAUAAAAACGUCAAUCGAAUUACGAAACGUUCCCAAGCGCCCACAGGAAACAAAAGAAAAUUUGUUCUGCCUCGUAAAAACACUGUCCCAAAGCAUAAAUGUAACUCUCCAGCCACACGACAUCCGAGACGUGUCACGUCAACCAUCAAAAAGAGAAAGCCCAGUUUCUGCUCUAGUAGUAGAGUUCUCCAACACGUUAAUCAAAAGCCGGAUUCUAAAUGGAAUAAAAGAGUUCAACAAAGCAAAUAACAAGGAUAAGAUGAAUUCCUCACACCUGGGACUAGACUCGCCGAAAAUACCAAUUUACGCCACCGAACUGCUGACAAAUACCUCAAAGAGACUGUACUUUCUCGCCCGAACGCUCGCUAAAUCUGAAAACUAUGCAUUCUGCUGGAUCUCCAAUGGACGAGUCCUCCUACGUAGACAUAAAGAUGGUCCACAUAUUGUUGUUAAAGACGAACAUCACCUCCAACAGUUGUCUUCAAAAACCCCUGGAAAAUAAUUUAUACAAUCUUGAUUAUUCUGUUCUUUUUACCUUAGUUAUUAUAAGGCAUGUACUUUAUAAUUUAAUAAUAAGGUCACACUACUACACAAAUCUCACACACCACUCAAACUCAUACCUUAGUAAAUGUUUAAUAAAGCAUAGUCACUUGCUGGAUUGCCCUCUAUACACCCCAUUAGCAACGAAAUGUACCUACUUGCUACUUUAUCAUACUUAUACAUAUACCUACCAAAUUAUACCAUGUACGCAUAUACUUAUUUCUUUUACUUUUUUUUUUUUCUAAAAUAUAAUGGAGCACAACCUUAGUAAAAUAAUUACCGAAAUUGACAACUUCGCGGUAUCUAAACCGUUUAAAUGCAGUCCGGAGGACUGUAAAACAUAUCUUAGUAAUAAUAAACAUGUUAACGUAAUUACACAAAACAUUCGUAGUAUUUCAUGCAAUAUUGAUGGUUUUGCCAUAUUUUUAAACAGCCUAAAAGUCAACAUAGAUGUUAUCGUGCUGACAGAAUGCUGGCUAAAUUGCCCAUCUAAUCAAAUAAUACCAAAUAUUGAGGGUUACAACCAGAUAGCAACAAACAAUAAUAAUAACAAAAAUGAAGGGAUCGUCGUGUACAUAAAGGAUGACCUAAUUUCAACAAGCUAUGAACCCAUC